Messenger RNA from Suillus plorans, 872 nucleotides. RefSeq lists its product as uncharacterized. The record is from RefSeq and is a predicted model, not a curated record. Bases 114 to 746 code for a protein of 210 amino acids. NCBI's taxonomy places the organism in Eukaryota, Fungi, Basidiomycota, Agaricomycetes, Boletales, Suillaceae. The transcript is spliced from 6 exons.
GACCUCAAGCUGAAGAAGCUUGCGUACGGAUUCUUUUCGACCAUCUUGUUACAUACCUGACGAUUCUUGUUAGCGACUACAAAACCGUGGUUCUGAUUGAUGAUUCCAUCUCUAUGGCCGAAGAACAAUCUUGGACCCUUGUCCGUGGAGCUCUGGCGGGAAUCGCUGAUCUUGCGAAUCAGUAUGGCUCUCAAGGAAUUGAUUUGCACUUCUUGCACCAGGAGCAUUACCAUCAAAACAUCAAGACGAGCCACGAAGUUCAACAAAUUUUCGAUCAAAUGGCCCCUAACGGUCCAGAAACGCCAACUGCUGCGAAACUGGAAGAGCUUAUCAACACCUACCUCCCCCUCGUGGAGCGCAAAUUCCCUCGACACAACCCUAUUGAUAUUAUCGUCAUCACCGACGGUGUCGCAACUGAUCAGCAGGCCCUCCCUGAGGUUAUCGUCAGUGCAGCCCAGCGCCUGGAAAGAAGCCAAGUUCCAGAGGGAAUGUUUGGCCUCCAGUUUGUACAGAUUGGCACAGACGCGGAGGCUGCUUUGGCAUUGCGCGCUCUAGAUGACCACCUCGAGCAGCAGUACAAAGUCAGAGAUAUCGUGGAUACCACACCUUACGAUCCUCAACAGGGCGCGUUCAAUACCGAUUACAUGCUGAAGAUCCUGCUCGGUGGUGUGAAUAAGGUUCUUGACAAUGGAGGUCCUGUGCCGAGCGAGUUGCUCUCUAUUCCAGUCCCAUACGGGCCGAGGUAAUCGAUCCGUCUCAGUAUUGAAUUUCCCGAAAUGUCUGUGUCGUAUGCUGGCGAAAAUAUGUUUUCCAUCAAGUCGUUACUGUACAAUAAAUGUUUCGCAACGCAUGAUAUACAUAAGCUGUCUGGC